CAUCAUCUUGAUCGUCAUUGUAUCCUACCCCCCACCCACCCCUCUCACAAUUCACGCCCUCACAAUUUCCACCUUCUUUUCCUCUUCAUAUUUCCGAUUUCAUCUCCAUCCAAAUCAUAUAUAUAGGAUCAUAUAUAUCUAAUAUAUUCAAUUAGAUAUAUAUAAUAAUAUAUAUCGAGAUCAAGAUUAGAAGAAUUUUUACAAGAAAACAUAACAUGAGGUUGCCGAUGGUUGAUUGUCGUAGUUUGAUUGAGUUUUGUCGGGCUUUUGAACAACAUAAGAACAGCAUGUCUCUAACCACCAAUAAUAACAUCCAUUCUUCACGGAAUAAUAAUAAAAAGUAUGCUGGGAAUUCGAGUUUGAAUAUUAAUAGUAAUAAUUCGAUAAAUAAUCCAUUUUGCGAAAAGUCACCUUUUGCGGCUAUGGACAUAUUGAUGUUGAUACUUGUUUUAGGAGCAUUAGGAUUCUUGAUCGUGCCUUACGUCACCACGAUUUAUCAUGAGAUGACACAAAUACUGCCAUUCGUUUUCGAAGUGAUCGGAGACGUUAUAUCGGAUGCACCGAUUGCGUAUGUUGUCGGUUUAGUGGCUGCGUUCAGUGGGGUGAUAGCUAGUAUUGCUGCUUGGGAAAUACUUCAAGUGAAAUCAAGAAAAUGUGGGAAGAAAGAUUGUAAAGGGUUGCGUAAAGCGAUUGAGUUCGAUAUCCAACUUGAAUCUGAAGAGUGUGUUAAGUAUUCGGUUUCAGGAAGUUAUAAUAACGGGGUGAAGCCGUUGGAAUUAGGGAAGGAUCAUAAGGAGCUGGAGGCAGAGUUGAAGAAAAUGGCGCCGCUUAAUGGACGGACUGUACUUAUAUUUCGUGCACCUUGUGGAUGUCCAGCUGGGAGAUUGGAGGUAUGGGGAGCUAAGAGAAUUCGUAGAAUCAAAAAAUGAAUUGAUCGGUUUUUUAUAUGAUACGAGUAGCUUUUUCGUUUAGAUAGAAAUAUAGAAUAAACAUGAUCCGGUUUAUGUUACUAUUAUUCAUAGCUUCUUGCUUUGCUUACUUACAUAUAGAAUAAUGGAUUCAAUCCUUCCUUCAUGACUA
Erigeron canadensis is the source of this 1080-nucleotide messenger RNA. RefSeq lists its product as uncharacterized. The transcript has a single exon. The record is from RefSeq and is a predicted model, not a curated record. Bases 216 to 929 code for a protein of 237 amino acids. Lineage: Eukaryota; Viridiplantae; Streptophyta; Magnoliopsida; Asterales; Asteraceae.